AUGAAGAUCCAGUGCGACGUUUGCAACAAAAACGAAGCUUCAUUAUUCUGCACCGCCGAUGAAGCCGCCUUAUGCAACGACUGCGACCACCGUGUCCAUCACGCCAACAAGCUAGCCUCCAAACACCACCGUCUCUCUCUUCACAGUCCUUCUCCUAAACAACACCCUCUCUGUGAUAUUUGCCAGGAGAGAAGAGCUUUUGUGUUGUGUAAACAAGAUAGAGCGAUUCUGUGUAAAGAUUGUGAUUCAUCUAUUCAUUCUGUUAACGAACUUACUCAGAAACAUGAUAGGUUUCUUCUCACUGGUGUUAAGCUUUCAACUACUAACUCUUCAUCUUCAUCAUCAACUACUGCUAGUAUUAAGUCAAAUCUUGUUCCUUCUUCUGUGAUUGAAAAAUCAACUACUAUAUCACAAACUUCAACUCUCAAAAACGUAGCCAUGGAAGAAGAAGAAGAAGAAGGAAGUGGUGGUUCAAGUAUUUCUAAGUACUUGAUUGAGACUCUACCUGGUUGGCAAGUUGAUGAUUUUCUAGAUUCUUCUUCUGUUCCCUUUUCUUUCUCUAAGGGUGAUGAAUUAUUUGAAGAGAAUCUUGAUUCAUUUUUUCCCAAUAGUAAUAUUGGGAUCUGGGUUCCUCAAGCACCACCACCUUCUAUAUAUUCUUCUUCACAAGUAAUGAUGGUGGGUCAGAGUGAGACCAAGAAAAACAGCAACAACAAAAGCAGCAUCAACAGAUCAAGGUUGAGGGAUGAUGGUAACAUUUUCACAGUUCCACAGAUUAGUCCUGGUUCCAAUUCCAAGAGAACAAGAUAUCUAUGGUAG
This is a messenger RNA of Lathyrus sativus (Indian pea), 819 nucleotides long. The record is from the annotation of a GenBank genome assembly. Lineage: Eukaryota; Viridiplantae; Streptophyta; Magnoliopsida; Fabales; Fabaceae.